Dentiscutata erythropus is the source of this 582-nucleotide messenger RNA. Lineage: Eukaryota; Fungi; Glomeromycota; Glomeromycetes; Diversisporales; Gigasporaceae. The record is from the annotation of a GenBank genome assembly.
AUGUCUUCAAAGUACUCAACUUAUUCCACGCGCAAUAUUAGAUACCUACGCAUAUCGGAGAAGCAAGUGCUUCCCUUGAUACUUUAUCUCAAACCAGAACAUAUUAGUUGGUUCAAUGAUAUUAUAUUUCAAGAGGUUUUAUCAGCCUUACAAAAAUUAAUACCAAAAAAAUUUUCAAGAGAGAAGAAAAAGAAACUUGAAGCUGACAUUUAUCGUGAAGUGAGAUUUAAUUUUGGAAUAGCGAGGUUUCAGUUCGCAUAUUAUUUUAAAAGUACUGAUGUGAGGCAUUCAGUGCUGGAAAAGAAUAAAAAAUACAUAUUUCCAUCUGAAAAAUCAUUAUCCGAAGAGGGUGAAUCUUCCCAAAAUUUAGAUGAUAGCUUUACGAAUGAGAAUGAAGAUGAUGAAAAACCUACUUUACAAAUAACUUAUCAAGGAUUUAAUAUAUUUUAUAAAUCAUUAGUAGUUAUAGUAGAACCACCUGGGCAAAUUAUUGAGUUUGGAGGUAAUGCUAAAGUUGCAAAUACUAUGACUAUUGAUGAUUAUCUUGGGCAUGAUAAUUCUGAUACAGAUGUUGAAUUAUAA